AGGAUCCUGAAUUGUCAACGACACAGGACAAAAUUUAGGUUACGAUUUAAUGAAUUGAGUUAUCGAGUAAUAUUAUAAUUAUAUUAAUAAUGACCACACGUAAACCAAUAAACUGGUUUUUGACAGAAAAGGGUAGAACGUUUUCCUUUGCCUUAAUUACAGGCACGGGAAUUGCAUGUACCGUGGCUCGUUAUGGACCACAUACAUUUUUCUUGGAAAAGUAUAAACAUUUUGUACACCAUUACAGCAAUGGGCAGCCGGCACCUUUAGCCAAAGAACUUCGUGACCGGUAUUCGAAAUGCUUGGACAUCCUCAAUAUUUCUGAUGUUCAACGUAAAUUAAUUGUGCCGUUCAGUGUCUUUGGAUAUGAUUUAUUUCACGCUGGCAGUACAAACUCAAGGUUUGGAGUAGCCAUUGGUAUACCAGUGAACUUCAAAUAUAAAACCCUGGCUGAUUUAGAAGCUGAAGAUAUUAAGGUAAAUCAGAAGAAAGUAAAUUGGGAAUCGGAAACUGGCAGAAAGUUGGCAGAUGCUUUAAUAUUACCUGAAAAAGUACAAGAAUUUGCCAUUUGUAGAGAAAUAAUGAUGACACAGAAUAAUAAAAUAAUAUACGAAUCAGCAUACCCAUUUACAUGCUUGUUUUUUGCUUACAAUCUGUCUCAAUUUCUCAAUAGAAAGUUAAAUCUAUAUGCUGGCCCCCCUGCAUUAAGAGGCAUAUUAUAUACCAUAAUAGGAUUGUUUGCAUCAGGCACAUACUUUCUUAUGAAGGACAUGACUGAGAUUUAUUAUGAAACACAGACUGACCAUAGAUUAUGUGAACUGGGUCCUACAUUUGUUGAAAGUGGCAAAAUAUUUUAUGAAAAAAUAUUAAAUCGAAAUCAAGCACUCCGUGAAUUAAUGGGAAAGGAAGGUGAGAGUAAAUAUAGCAAACUUGGAAAUGAAAACUUUGGCAUACGCCAACCGCGAAUAGCAUUAGUACACAGAAAACAAUUUUUUGAACAGAAACUUAAUGAGUUAAAUAGUAAAAGUACAGAUGAUGCUAAUGAUGAUGAACUAUUAUAAUAACAUUGUAAAUAUUAGUUUAGUUGUUUGUUAUAAUUUAAUAGUAGAAAAAUAUAAAUAACAUUAAAAUGUGUUUUUUUUU
Messenger RNA from Spodoptera exigua (beet armyworm), 1143 nucleotides. NCBI's taxonomy places the organism in Eukaryota, Metazoa, Arthropoda, Insecta, Lepidoptera, Noctuidae. The record is from the annotation of a GenBank genome assembly.